This is a messenger RNA of Penaeus monodon (black tiger shrimp), 2374 nucleotides long. RefSeq lists its product as uncharacterized. The record is from RefSeq and is a predicted model, not a curated record. The transcript is spliced from 4 exons. Bases 153 to 941 code for a protein of 262 amino acids. Lineage: Eukaryota; Metazoa; Arthropoda; Malacostraca; Decapoda; Penaeidae.
UGUGUGUGUGUUUGUAAGUGUUUAUAAGUGUGUGUGUGUUUGUAAGUAUUUAUAGUGUGUGUGUAUGUGUGUGUGUGCACUCAUGAAUAUAUUUAAACCCCUGUCUCACCCUGUCUCCUUCCACCCUCAGCGUGGUCACAGAUAACAGCUGGAUGUACAUCAUUGUUCUCGGCGGAUUAGGCAUCGUCACCCUCAUUGGCUUUGUAAUAAUCAUCUACAAUAUCUGUAAGAAUCCACCUUGGCGCCAGCAAGAGCCCUGGUGUUGUGGCCUUUGUAAUGCAGACGCGAGGCCCAAGCGUCGACGGUCCAUUGAGAAAACCCCCGCCUUCACGAUCCAGACGAUGUAUGCAAAUCAGAGCGAGGAGAGCAAGCCGGACGGCGGCGCAGACUCGACCCGCGAGCAGAAUCGCCGAGCGCUGCGCGAAUCGUCAGCCUCCGGAGACGAGGUCAGCAGCGUGUCCUCGGCCGCGACUCAGAUGACUCUCCUGAGCAGCAGGAGCCUCGCGUCCGACGUCAGCGCCGCCAGCACCGUCGUGGCAGAGGCAGCGGCGAACCAAACGCUGGGGAACCACGCCGAGGAACGGCUUUCGGAAGAACAGGUUUUGGGGAAGGCUGGCGAAAGGGGGUAUUCGAAAUCUGAAGAACAGGUUUCCGUGAAAUCCGAAGAACAGGUGUCUUUGAAGUCUUAUGAACAGGCGUCUCUGACAUCCGAAGAACGGCUCUCCAACAACUCCCUAUCGAGCGGCUGUUCCCACGAGCGGUGCCAGCUGUGUCUUCCCAAAGGCUUGUCCGCCAGACCUCCCAGCGUUGGUCUUCCUUCCCCGUCUACGCCUCCUACGGGCACGACACCGAGGCAGUCCCCGUCCUCCAGGAAGUCGUACGCCCCGAGCUCCAUCGACGCGAACGACCAGGAACCAGGAACUGAAAUCACGUCGUUAUAAGCUGGGCGGGAAGCUUACAGUAUGGGUGAAAGGAUGUUGUCAUUGAGGCCAUUUUUCUGAGGAGAAAAAUGGACGUCGGCAGUUAUUUUUACUGUGUGUGUGUGUGUGUGUGUGUGUGUGUGUGUGUGUGUGUGUGUGUGUGUGUGUGUGUGUGUGUGUGUGUGUGUGUGUGUGUGUGUGUGUGUGUGUGUGUGCGCGCACUUCAGCGUUGUUUUCCAAAUAUUGAUUUGCAUCUGAAAGACCUUUUUUCCAUGAGCUUAAUUUACGAGAGAAUUUGAACCCAUGUUGAUUCUUACAACUCCUCGUUAGGAAAAUGUUAAAAAGAAAGUAAUUCAAGAAAAAGACAAUUUAAAAAAUAUGAUAAUCGAUACCAGUAGUGAUGAUAAUAUAGAUAUAAAAGAGAUGCUUCAUUUAUCAGCAACGUAUAUUUAUAAUGAUAUGUUGUUAUUGAGAAAUGCCUGCUCUCACUAGUUAGUGACAAACUAAAAAUCAUUCUUUACAAUUAUUUUUUUUAUAGAAGUUUGUUCAUUCCUGGUAAACUUUUUUUUUCUAUAAAGGUCAUACUGUUUGGAAUGAACACUUUUAUUGUUACUGAAGUGUUUAAUUUACGACAAAAAAGUGUCAGAUAAAAUACAUUCUCCUUGCUGGUAUACAUUCUCAAAAAAAAUAGAAAGGUCGAACCGAAACUGGUAUAUUAACAAUGUUUUAUUGCUAAAAUGUUUUAUAAAUACAUGAAUCAGUCAAAUAUUGGUAAACAGUAGCUUUCCAGUAAAAUUCACAAGACCCUGUUAAGCCACAUGUAUAUAUGUAUAUACACAAACUAUAGAUUUAUAAUGUUAGAUUGCUUUUUCUUAUCUUCUCUUCUUUUCUAUAAAUGCAUAUAAUGAAACCAUAUAAUGUUAUCCAUACAACUCUACAAUGCAUUUGUUAUCCUUUAACAUUUAACUGUUAAACUUUUCCCAUUACUGUGCGUCCCUGUGGUUAAAAGUUUCCGUUUAAUUGCGUUAAUUCUGCAAAUCUUUAUUGAAAUUUUCUUGUUAUUCUUAAACCUGCAUACGUCGUCUCUGUGAUAAAAUAUAUUAUGGAUUGUAAUAAAUAAAGGGUAAGUAUAAUUGUGUUGAAUAUUUUGUAUAUAAUUGCUUGUUGUUCUUAAAUUAAAAUGAUUCCAAUUACUAAUAUUGUGUAUUUUACGGUUUCAUGCAUCUGGAAGUUUCCUGCAUUUUGUAAUAUAUUAAUCCCGAAAUAUUUUUGUCAUGCAUUUUUGAACAUAUUUAUCUGGAGUAUUUGUAAACUGCUCUUUACUUUAGAAACAAUACACCGAAUUAUCUUUUUUCUCUGUGUCCGUCUGUCCGUCUCUCUCUCUCUCUCUCUCUCUCUCUCUCUCUCUCUCUCUCUCUCUCUCUCUCUCUCUCUCUCUCUCUCUCUCUCUCUCU